AUGAGACCUCUAUCAGCCUGCAAGGCCUGUCGGGGCCGCCAGAAGAAGUGCAUUAGGCCGCGCCGUGGGACAACGUGCGUCUUCUGCACCAAACGAGGUCUCGAGUGUGAUGUUGCGCCAGACCAGAAGCCCAUUUUGCCACAAGGCUAUGCUCCUCUGGCUGAUCCGAAAGGAAUGGCGCUUCAUGCUUCGUCUGCGGCAAUCCCUGAUCGCGCCUUGUCGAGAGAGCUGAUCGACCUCUUUUUUAUCCAUGUCCACUUUGCCUUUCCGAACAUGUUCCACAUGCCCUCAUUCAAGGCGGCAUUUCAGAACGGCACUAUCCCCAGAGUCUUGUUCUUUGCCGUCAUAGGUCUCUCGGCUCGGUUCUCUGGUCACCAGAGCCUCAGCCAUCUCAACCCUUGGCACAGAGGCCGCCCGUACGCCCAAGAAGCAGAGAAGUUACUUGACUUGCACGACACCUCGAUAGUUACGAUUCAAGCUUGCAUGCUCCUGGCUGCAAACUUCAUUGCGGAUGGUGAGGCAAUGACUGAAUGUGUCUAUCUCACCAUUGCUUGCCGUAUUGCUAUGUUGAUAGAUCUUCCCAACCUGAAGGUCAACAGUCGUAUCGAGCAAGAAGUCAAUCGUCGAGUAUGGUGGUCACUGGUUACGACUGAUACUUGGAACAGCUCGUCUGUCUCGCUUCCGCGCGCCAUCCAGAUUCGCCAUGAUGUCCCUUUGCCAAUAAGCGAACAUGACUUCCUAAACCUUGACGUUAGCGAACCAGCUGAGCAUAUUGCAUCGCCAAUAACCCCCUUCUCUCCAGCCUCAUGGCCUUCCCCCUCGUUGCUGGCCCGAUUCAUCAGCCUCAACACCCUUCUUUAUGAAGUGAAUCGGCUGAAUGCCAAAAUCGCUGCCGAAAAAGUAGCUGAAGGUCAAGCUCAUGAAGCUAUUGAGGAACUCGCUGCGACUUUAGAUGCAUGGCUGACCGACUUGCCUCCUCAGUUGAGAUACACAGAAGAAAAUAUGGCUUUCUGGGGCAGCCAAGGCUCUGGGCCUACUUUUGUCAAUAUGCAUAUGAACUACCAUCAUAUUGGGCAGCUUCUCUUCUACUCCUCCCUUGGGGCGAGUCUAGAGAUUGAUAGCGGUAGUCCUGUUUACGAGCAGACCAUCGGUUUGGCUACAAGGUGUAAACAACACGCGGCCGACCUCUGCGACCUCAUCUGGACAGCAAAGCAGCGGCCAGAGACGGACAUUAUGCAUUCACUUGUCGGCCAUGACCUCGUCACAUCGUCAACAGUACAGAUACACGCACUACUAUUCAGCCCUAACGACGAAGAAAUUGCGACGGCUAGGUCUAGGCUGGAGCGGAACUUUGAGAUGAUUACUGAUUUGCACAAGUACUGGCCCAUCGUCUCGGUGACGAUCAGUAAGCUGCAGAAGUUUCACAAUGCUUGCCUCAGAUACAAGGACGCGACCUUUCAUCUCGAUCGAUGGAUGUUGCAGUUCAUACUUGAGUUUUCACAACCAAUCCAGGAGAGGAGCGAGGAGAUGUUGCAUCGUGGAGACAAUGAAGAGGUCUUUGAUCAACUCAGAAACCUCAUUGAUGCAUAA
Molecule: messenger RNA, 1590 nt
Organism: Fusarium vanettenii 77-13-4
Lineage: Eukaryota; Fungi; Ascomycota; Sordariomycetes; Hypocreales; Nectriaceae
Exons: 3
Coding region: 1-1590 (529 amino acids)
Biological process (GO): DNA-templated transcription; regulation of DNA-templated transcription
Cellular component (GO): nucleus
Molecular function (GO): zinc ion binding; DNA-binding transcription factor activity, RNA polymerase II-specific; DNA binding
Source: RefSeq, a predicted model, not a curated record